UAUUGUCACCGGUGCUAUUUUUUUUCAACCCAAAGACGCACAAUGCCCAAAGACGUAAAUUAAAAUUAAAGAAACACAAAUGUAAAUAAUGCCGGCCUAUGAAGCAGCUGUAAUAAUAAGAUCUGCCUUAGAAAGGCCUCAGUUGAAAACAGCUUUGAAGUAUGUAUGUCAGAAUUUUCUGGAAGAAGGUGGCUUGAUACGAAAUAUUGAAAACCUCGGUCACAGAGAGCUACCAAAUGGCAUGAGAGCUCAUAAAAAACGUCAUUCUCAUGGAAAUUAUUUUUGUAUCCAGUUUGAAAGUUCAGUAGAGGCAAUGGAAGAAAUUAACAAGAAAUGUUCACGUACAAAAGAAGUAAUUCGCUGUAAUAUUUUGAGAGAACAGGAACCAAUGCGACGGCCUUGCCUUGAUGGACCUUGUCUAUUUGGAGAAAUACCAAAUCCUGAUCAUGACAGAGCUGCAUACACCAGAAAAGUGUUGACAAGAUAUAAGAAUAGACGAGUUUCUAAUGUCUGACAGUUUCCAAUUUAUGACAAAUAACUAUAACAGUUUGAUCAUGUUUGUUUCAAGAAAGCAAGAAUGUAUGCUGUCUGCAAGUUGAAGGCUGUCAUGUGAUGUGUUUAUUUUGGUGAAAGUAUUGAAAUUGUCAAAUAAACAAAACUUUUCAG
Molecule: messenger RNA, 666 nt
Organism: Ruditapes philippinarum (Manila clam)
Lineage: Eukaryota; Metazoa; Mollusca; Bivalvia; Venerida; Veneridae
Product: small ribosomal subunit protein bS6m-like
Exons: 3
Coding region: 89-514 (141 amino acids)
Biological process (GO): translation
Cellular component (GO): mitochondrial small ribosomal subunit; ribosome
Molecular function (GO): structural constituent of ribosome; small ribosomal subunit rRNA binding
Source: RefSeq, a predicted model, not a curated record